Molecule: messenger RNA, 513 nt
Organism: Zygotorulaspora mrakii
Lineage: Eukaryota; Fungi; Ascomycota; Saccharomycetes; Saccharomycetales; Saccharomycetaceae
Exons: 1
Coding region: 1-513 (170 amino acids)
Source: RefSeq, a predicted model, not a curated record
AUGAACUGGCAUGAAAAGUUCAAUCAUUAUACCCGAAUAGGAAAUCUCCUCUUCGGGAGAAAAGAACACAUCUCUCAAAAAAGAAACGCCGCAUCUAAAGGCUGUUUUCCUCCACUGUUCGUCUCUGCGUACGGGCGCGCGAACGCGCCCCACCUUCCUAGACAGGAAAUUCCUAAACAAAAAAGAAACCACGAUGACGAAAAAAGAAGAAAAGAAACACAAAAUAGUUUCCACUUUCGCCCCCGCUACCUGGCCUUUACCCUCCUCCGCCAAAUCUCUCCGUCCGCGUCUAAGCAAGGUGGAUGGAUUCGUCAAGUUCGCGCCCAAUUCGUUUCGCAUUUGAAUCUGGAACGAAAUGAAACGGAAACGAAACGAGAUCUGUGGCUACACAAUAAUAAACGCUACAGCUCGCGGAUCUUCGCAGGCGGUGCAGGCAGCGCAGCGCAAGUCGCGAAAGUUCUUUUUAAGUCACCGACUGACGAGACGGGGACUAUGCAUCUCAUGGCCCAUUAG